CCCUGUACUAGGAAUCUUUAACACAUCAGUAAUGUUCCACUGAACUAUGUACUAACAAACCUGUAAUAUUAUGAAGCUACCACAAAACACGGCAUUCUGCCGAGAAAUACAUCUGCAAUUGGCAAAUGUAAACCCUAGGAUAUCGGCAGGAUACCAUACAGGGCACUGGCUAUCGAGUAACCAUGGAUGUACAGUAUCGCCAAAAGUGAAUCAGCCCGGGUCAUUGCAUUACCUAGAUACUAAGAACAAGAACACAGUACCUAGAAACAACCAAUCUGAUCCAGGACCAUAUAAGCCACUGGAUAUCCAAGAGCAUAAUACAUUGAACAUACUAGGAUAUCGGUGUCCCUGGUCUAACAUGCAUACAAGAGCAUUUAUAAGAUACUACAACACUAGAAAAUGCGAAAGUACCAAUCCGAGAUACCGACCUACGAAACCUGUAGGUAACAGAUAUACCAAAGAAAGUGAAGAUAAAGAUCCAUACAAAUACGCAAGAAUUAAACCUGAUCCGAAUUCUACAGAAAAUAUAGGUAACUACUAUGAUAUAAGAGAUCCAAGGAAUAAUGUUGUUUCACCCGGAUUUCAUACAGCAGACCCAAGAGCAACGGUAACCAGUAGAGAACUCACAACUGAACAACUCUGCCUGGAAGAAAUGGAUUCAAUAGUCGAUUUGAAUACGGAUGAUAAUGAUGUAAUACAACUCAAAAAAAGAUGCUUAGUCACAGGAACGUGGUCCACUGUCGAGGCACCAAUAGAUACCUUAACACCAUCGGACACAAUUGAAGCGGUGUUGCAUAACUGCCCAGACUACGCACAUUUGCGAUCUGUGGAAGCCAUGUACAAGCAUAUGGAGAUAUUAGAAGAUGCAGGUAUCACACAUAGCCACAAUGAAAUACUAGGACAACUGGUUGAACAUAUAUGUACACUGGCAAAUAAUAAAGCAUUCAAAGUAAACCAGGCUAUACUCAUAGCAAUGAUAUAUGAUAGACACAAUAUGCUCACAGAUGAAUUGACAUACGCUAUCAUAAAAGUAAUUAAAGAACAGCUAUAUGCACUGAGGUCAUAUGAUAUAGCAGCAGCAGUCAUGGUAUACGGGAAGUAUAAAGACAGGUUCUCACCCAUGCUUAACGCACUCGGAUUAGUAUUCUAUGACCUCAUGGUUGCCGGGAAAACGGCAGUCGAACCUAAAGGACCCAACCCAAAUGAAAUGAUAGCUGUUGUAAAGGCAUACGGAAAUGCAAACAUGCCAGUCAAAAGAGUCAUAGACGCAACCUACGGUGUUUUAUACAACCAUAUAAAUGAAAUGACGAAAACACAAUUGACCGUAGUACUACAGUCAUUCUUCCAACUCACAAAGGAUAGCAACUAUGUUGAAAUGUAUACAAAGGCCAUUGCAGCCCUGGUGGGUGAACCACUGAUUUACGUGGAUAACUUCCAAGCAUACGCAGAAGAGCAAUUAGGCAUAGACUUUAACACGCCAAAAAAUAUAUACAAUGUCGAACUACUGAAACAGAACGACGAUAUCACAAUACCAGAUACACUAAAAUUCAUGGAUGCAAUGGCAAGGUGUAAUAGUGAACUGCUAAUAAACUCAGUACAUACAAGAAUAGAAUUCAAACGAUUAUGGAGUGAUAAUAUCAGGAAAGGAAUCAUGCCAUGGAAGGGACCGGUAAUAAGCACCCAAGCUGAAUCCAUAUCUACGGAACAAGUCCCUUAUGCAAGUACCUUUGUGGACCGACCAAAGGAAGUUAACUAUAAAGACCAAAUUAUAGUCCUGCACAAACGGAUGCUAGAAAUGCUACGGAAUAUAGUAGAGCCGAUAAUCGACCCUAUAUGGUAUCUAGAAGUCAUAUAUGCACGUAGUAAUGUGGAACCGAGAGAAUCCAUGCUGGAUAAGCAUUCCUUAUAUACAACAGGGAUUAAAAACACAAACUCUAAAAAGUACCCAAUGCCAAUAUUUAAGCCCGAUAUGCUGGCAGCAUUUUCUGAAUCGGAUUUCGCUAAUGCAGCAUGGGAAUAUAUAGAAAGUAUUAGGCUGUUUACUACGGCUAUACCUGAUUCCGGCCACAAAAAAUUGUCAACGCAAGAUUUCAUUAAGGAAGUUACAGAUGACAUAUCAUUGGGAUCCUGUACAAAUGAUCAAGUUGUACAUCUUAACGAAUAUGAUAUACCACAAUGUAUAGCAGCACUGAACGACUACGGGAGAUAUGAUACAGGCCUGCUAACAGAAACGGCAUGGUGUUUGGGUGCACUCUACUUUAGGACACUUUUCAUCACACCAAACUCCUUGGAUAAUAUUUACCCAAGGAGCUUGGUGCUGCAGCAUCCUUAUCUCUGCUUUAUCGAAUCUGAUGAUACCCAGAUGAUACCGGAAAUACACAGAAUAAAGCAAUGUGAUCAUAGGUUCUACAAACCGGCACCGGUGUAUGCGCAUAUGCUGCAGGGUAAUCCUGGAUUGUACGGACUGGCGAUAUACUCAAUCGGGAAUGUUAUACACAGGAUAUCAACCCAGGAUGUUCACUCUGUGUUGUGUAUGCUACAACAAGUCAACGAUGCAGUACAGAAUAUAAUCCACCCGUUCUAUGUCACAAGGAAUCUAGGCAAUCCAUUGCAUCAGUAUAGUGCCCUUUACUAUACUGGUAACUUGGUUAUGUGUCACAAAAGAGAUGAAAUACCCGAAUCAGUAAUAAACACAAUUGUGAUCCAAACACAAAAUAGUAUCAUGGAAGUACUCAAGUCAGAACCCUUCAAGCACGUAGGAGCGAUUCUGAAUAAUGCAGUAAUUAGUUUAUUCACAUACAUAAUAACGGAGCGAGAACAAGAGAGUAUAGAGCUUACCAUCGCAGAGAUGUCACAAAUGUCAUUUACAGUUUCAAUGAUAACGGCAUUUUACGACAUGGUGACAAACCAAGAGAAUGGAGUAAGGAACCACAUAGAGUUGCAGCAGAGAAUACUUAAAUUAAUAGGAACUGAGAUAAACAACCUUUCGAAAGACGAAAUAGACUGGCAACAUGAUCAACAAAUAUCACUAGUUUCAAGAAAUAUGAAACAUGAAGAAACCCGGACUUAUGCAGACAAAAUUGAUACCAUAGCAAUCAAAAUAGAAGCGAAUGAUUACAAUAAACUCACUGAAGCACUGGGACCAGCGGUUAUAAUGGUACCUCUAAACAGUGGUACCCUGGAACUUAUACAUACAACCAUGCAAAUCAUGUAUAAAAGAGUGCAAUACAUGGGACCAAGAGAAUUGAUAAGAGCCGUUAUAUCAAUACUCGAUAUGCAAACAGCACUCAACAUGAUGCAAAAUGUAACAGAAGAAGAUCCACAGGCUCAGGUCGUACAACUACUAGAAAUAUUAAAAAUAAUCUGCAAACAAAAGAUAAGCGCACAAAACAUUGAUACACAAGAUAAAGAACGAUUCAGUAGGCACGGAAGACAGACGUUGAACUCAGUACUGGAGUAAAUAUUAUAGACUCAAAAUACCACAUAUAGUUGCAAUAAUC
This is a messenger RNA of Babesia bovis T2Bo, 3500 nucleotides long. RefSeq lists its product as uncharacterized. The record is from RefSeq and is a predicted model, not a curated record. Lineage: Eukaryota; Apicomplexa; Aconoidasida; Piroplasmida; Babesiidae. The transcript has a single exon. Bases 71 to 3460 code for a protein of 1129 amino acids.